UGACGUUCAAGAGGAUUUGCUAUUGAAAGACUUGCCGUUUCAUCUGACUGGACAACUGGUGUUUGACGUAAGCUUACAUCAUCAAAUUGCAGGCAUUUUACUGGACGAGCUCAUUAAAAGGGUUGUCGUGUAGUUCUUCGUAACCGUUUCCUGGCAUCGCAGACAAAGAAAUGUCCUUUUCCUGAUACGACAAUCAAAGAGAGCGGCUGGACAAAGAAAGUAGUGUCAAGAAUGAAGAUAGUCGUCCUCAUUGUUGUUUGUGUCAUGUGGUCAACAACAGACUCACAGCUGAUCCACGAGAUUCUGCGGCGAUCAGCAGGUCUAGGAAAUCUCCAAAUGGCGAUGACGGAACUAGGUGAUACUGACAAGGACGGGACACUGUCGGGUGAAGAGAUCCAGGAUUUCUUUAGGUAUUUUGUAAACCUCAGUCCUGCAAACUCCCUGUUAACGGCUCGACAGUUCAUAAAAGACGGCGACUUCAAUGGAGAUGGCAAAUUGAAUGAAACAGAACUCCAAACAGCACUGCGGAUUUACAGAGGGUCAGCAUGAGUUUCACCUGUUCCAUUUGAUGUGUAUUAAAUGUGCUGGC
Molecule: messenger RNA, 589 nt
Organism: Saccostrea echinata
Lineage: Eukaryota; Metazoa; Mollusca; Bivalvia; Ostreida; Ostreidae
Exons: 4
Coding region: 232-549 (105 amino acids)
Molecular function (GO): calcium ion binding
Source: RefSeq, a predicted model, not a curated record